AUGGCCAUGCCUGGAGGUACUGAAAGCCAGCAGCUGCCCCUCCUGCUGACGCCGACCGCGUGGCGGCGCCCCGUCAGCGCGUCCUCCGUCCUUCACUUUGAGUGCGGCGGCAUCUACCGCAGCUUUGUGCGGCUCCCUAGCGCAGCCAUGGUCCGCACACGGCGUACCAGAGCCUCACAGGCUCCUGGAGAGGAGCUGGCGGGCGUGCACCCACGUGAUGGCAUCCUGUACCUCACCCCCUUCCGUGCCCUGGAGCGCAUCAGCAUGUGCGGCACCUCCAGCGAGACCUGCAAGCUGACCAUUCUGGAGGGCCUUCCCUGCCUGAAAGAGGUGGUGGCCUGCGGGUAUGGGGAGUACGUGACCGAGGGCCUGCCUGCCUCGGUGCAGCGCCUGGACCUGCAGUGGGCCGUCAACGCCGCCUCCUCCUCCCUCGUUUACUUUCACGUGCCCGAGCGCUGUACGCUGGCGGAGCUGGCGCUGUGCUCGCAGCGCCCCGUCUGCCUGCCCGCGCCCUGCCUGGCGCGCUGCGCCUCGCUGCGCGUCACCGCCCGCCGCGCCUACCUGGGCCUGCCGCUGCUGGCGGGGGCGCCCUGGGUGGACGUGGAUGAGCUGGCGGCGAGGUUUGCGCAGUUCAUGCUGUGCAGCUCUCUGGAGGCGGUGGAGGUGACAGCCACCCGCUGCUUUGUGUUCCAGCCGGUGCAGGACCCCUUUGACCUGUCGACCAACGAGGGCCUGGGCGGCAUCUCGCAGCAGGAGCAGCUGGCCACCGUGCUGCUGGCCCGCCACUUCCAGUCGCUGCACGUGGAGCAGCGCAUGCUGGCGGUCGGCGCCUUCCGGGCAUACAUGCGCAUCACCCGCCGCCGCACCGAGCCCAUCGCCUUUUCCUUUCAGGCCCAGCUCAACGCGGAGCAGGCGAGCCCUCGGGAGGCGCACAGCGCCCUGCAAAGCAUCCACGGCACCUGGCACAGCGAGCCUCUGGCGCCGCUGGGCCCCGCCGCGCUGACCAGCCUGCGGCUGACGCCGCCGCUGGGCGCGCAGCCGCCGCAGCGCGCGUUCCGCAGCCGCUGGCUGGCAGGCCUGCGCCGCCUGGCCCACCUCACCCUCGUGCGCUUCACCGCCGCCGACCUGCGCCACCUGCGUGCUGGCCCCUCUGCCGUGCACCUGUCGUCCAUGCAGCCGCCGGGGGGCGCCAUCACGCCGCACACGCUGAGGCUGCCGCCCGGCGGGCUGGGCCCCGAAUGCUCUCUGUCGCUGCGCAUGGCGUACGCCCCGCCGCACGCCAUCGUGGCGCCACCUCAGCACAUCGUCGACCUGGCGGCAGGCAUGCCCGUAGCAGACCUGGACAACCCUGCUGGCGGCGGCGGCGCCUGGCCCCAGUUUGAGGGCCACGGCGGCGGGGUGCAGCAGCUGGGACCGGGGGCGCUGGCGGUGGCGCUGCAGCAGCAGGCGGCCGCGCUGGCCGCCAUGGCGCAGCAGGCCGCGGCGGUGGCGGCGCCUGCCGCAGCAGCAGCAGCAGCCGCUGCGGCGCAGCCGGCCGCGGCGGCGGCGCACGGCGAGCAGGCGGUGCAGCAGGCGGCGCAGCAAGUGGUGGCGCAGGCGGCGGAGGCGGAGGCGGUGGCUGCUGAGGCCGAGGCGUUUGCGGCAGAGGCGGCGGCGGCGGCGGCGCAGGCCGGCAUGCAGCAGCAGGAUGCCGGGGUGCAGGCAGGAGCCGCAGCCGCAGCCGCAGUCGAGGUCGAAGUAAUUGAUUUGGUCAGCGACAGCGACGACGAGGAGCUGCCGGAGGAUGGGGCGCCGCUGGCGCCACAGCCGGCGGAGCAGCUGGCGGCGGCGGCCCCCGCCGCGGCGCCGCAGGCGCCGGCACCGGCCCCGGCGGCGGCGGCGCAUCCGCCGGCUGCCGCCGCGGCGGCUGUGCAGGCGCCGCCGCAGCUGCCGCAGCUGCCGGCGGAGCAGCUGGGUCAGGAGGGCAUGGCAGAUUUGCUGGACAGCGAUGAGGAUGAUGGGCCGAUGCCGGAGCUUAUAGACGAUGAUGAGCUGGGGGAGGACGACGCCUUUGCGCCGCCGCCGCAGGCAAGCGCAGCACCGCAGGGCAGGGCAGGGGCAGGGGCUGGCACACGCGUGUCCUGCGGAGCGCAGCGCCGGCUGGCGGGCUGGCUGGCAGGCUGGCACGCUGCAAGGCCCAAGUUCCUGUGCGUGUGUCCAGCCUGGGGGCAUGCAUGCAUGCGGUAUCUGGGGGGGCACCUGUUUGGGCCCGGGGGCGGGCCGCUGCUGGGGGGCUGGGUCAUGGUGCCCGCCCCGGCACAGCAGGCGGCGCAGGAGCCCGCGGGUGGUGCCCAGCAGGCAGCGCAGAUGGCGGCGGGUGGCAUCGACUUUGCGCAGCCCUGGGCCAUGCCCGACGAUCGGCUGGCCGAUGCCACAAUCCGCCACGAGGCGCUGCUCACUGGCGUGGGCAGCCUGGCGGUGCAUGCCGGAUCGCUGACGGUGGUGUACCCGGGCACCACGCCCGACCACCUGCUGCGCCUGCUGAGCGGCGGCGGCGGCGGCGGCGGCGGCGGCAGCGUGCUGCGCAGCCUGCGCCUGAGCGCGCGCGCGCUGCGCUUUGAGGCCGCGCCCGCCGCGCCUGCCCAGGGCAGCCCCGGCGGCGGCGGCGGCGGCGGCGAGGUGCCGGGCGGCGCCGCCGCCUCUGCCCCGCCCACCCAGCAGCCGCACCGUGGCUUCUCCGGCCCGGAGCUGCGGGAGUACAUACAGUCGUCUGGCUGGGCUGCGGUGUGGGAUGCCAGGCUGCAGCGCUCGAUGUUCCGAGACCAAGAGACUCUGGUGCUGACGCGGCGCCCGCCGCCACCGGCAAAGGAGGAGCGGGAGGGCAGCCCGGCGGCGGCGGGCGGCGGCGCGGCCGCGGCGCCCGCCACGCUGUAG
Messenger RNA from Chlorella variabilis, 2913 nucleotides. RefSeq lists its product as hypothetical. The transcript has 10 exons. The record is from RefSeq and is a predicted model, not a curated record. Bases 1 to 2913 code for a protein of 970 amino acids. Lineage: Eukaryota; Viridiplantae; Chlorophyta; Trebouxiophyceae; Chlorellales; Chlorellaceae.